AUGCGUCCAUUCUUCUGCCUCUUUGCAAUCCUCGCCAUCCUCCACCCUCUAGCGGCCGCCGCACGUAGUGGAAUGGCCGGUGGAUGGAAGUUGAUUAAGGACAUCAACGACCCACACGUGAAGGAGAUCGCGGAGUUCGCGGUGUCGAAGUACAAUUCUAGAGUUUCAGAGCAUGUGAAAGGCGAGACUCAGGUCGUCGUCGGUGAAAACUACCGGCUCGUCAUCGCCAUCAAAGAUAACUAG
Molecule: messenger RNA, 243 nt
Organism: Rosa rugosa (rugosa rose)
Lineage: Eukaryota; Viridiplantae; Streptophyta; Magnoliopsida; Rosales; Rosaceae
Product: cysteine proteinase inhibitor 5-like
Exons: 2
Coding region: 1-243 (80 amino acids)
Molecular function (GO): cysteine-type endopeptidase inhibitor activity
Source: RefSeq, a predicted model, not a curated record